Molecule: messenger RNA, 1899 nt
Organism: Ictalurus punctatus (channel catfish)
Lineage: Eukaryota; Metazoa; Chordata; Actinopteri; Siluriformes; Ictaluridae
Gene: tafa2
Product: TAFA chemokine like family member 2
Exons: 5
Coding region: 439-825 (128 amino acids)
Molecular function (GO): receptor ligand activity
Source: RefSeq, a predicted model, not a curated record
CACACACACACACACACACAGUGUAGCCACCAACUGCGCCUAACUGCUGCUUUGAGACUUUCCUCCUCCUUCACCAGGGUGUCCCGGGUUUAAAGUCUCACUCUAAAGUGUUACUUGUGUGCUUUUCGGUCUGUAGCGCGGCGGACAUCAUACCGGUGCGCACACGGAGCAGGAGCAUUACGCACGUCGAAUCGGCGCGUCCGCGGCGCGUGAGCAACAUCUGGACUAAAGCAGAUGUUCAGCCGGAGAGAAUCAGAAAUCCCAACAGGGCACCGUGAUCCUGGCCGAACCGGACUAUGCUGAUAUCACGGCGGAUUCUUGGCCAGGCUUUGCUCGAGCGGAUGGAUUAAGGAACAGCUCUCAGGGGUGAGAGAGAUUGAGAAAGAGAGAGAGAGAGAGAGAUAGAGGAAGAUAGCGCACACAGAGCGGCGCAGCAGGAUGAUUAAGAAACAAAAGCAGAAGACCUUUACACAAGUUCUGCUGCUCAUCUGCAUGCUCACACUCUUGCUAUCACCGAUCCACAUUGCAGGACAUAAAGUUCACCAUGUCAGGACAGGAACAUGUGAAGUUGUAGCAUUACAUCGAUGCUGCAAUAAGAACAAGAUAGAGGAACGUUCUCAGACUGUCAAAUGCUCCUGCUUUCCAGGACAAGUGGCUGGAACCACACGAGCAGCACCUUCCUGUGUAGAUGCCUCCAUAGUGGAGCAGAAGUGGUGGUGUCAGAUGCAACCCUGCCUGGAUGGAGAGGAGUGUAAAGUUCUGCCUGAUCUUAAAGGCUGGAGCUGCGCCACAGGGAACAAGAUCAAGACCACAAAGGUUGACUGAGUCGGAGAACUGUUUGGAGGCUCUUCGGCUGUGGAUCUGAUCUGUGCACAGACUGUUUUGUAACAAAGUCAUGAAGGUUUUCCAGGACAUGAGUGUCAUGAGCACAUCUGGAUGCUGUUCCAUACUUCAGCUUUAUAAAGCUUGUUGUGGAUUUCUCUAGUCGCAUAUUGCUUGCUGUUUUUGGACUCAUGGCUCAGUUACAGACUUUCCUUUAUAUGGAUCCACAUGGAUCCAAGUGUGACAACCAUUUUGCCUCGAGAUACAGUUCUAUAAUUUAGCUUAUAAAUGCAGAUAGACUUAAGGACAUAAAAAUUGGCAUUGUGAAGGUGGAAAGCUGCGUACGAUUACAAUAUUUGUGAACUUUGUUUGUGUAGAUCAGAGAAAGUUCCAGUAUGAAUGUUUAUGUACGCCCGUGUUAAUUAAUGCACCAUUUAUUGCAUUAACUCUGAAGUUAAAAGAUUAAGAAAGCUAUAUCAUUCAAACAUUUUUUUUUUUUACAUACUCUAUGUAUAGUUGCAAAUGCUUCCUCAUAUGUAUUAUAUGUCAGGAACAAAAUGGCGCUAUAAUAAACCAUAUUUGUCUUCAAAUCAUUUGUGUGUAUUAUAGCACAGAAAUACAGUGUGUCUCAAAAGUUUCCAUACAGUACACAGGGGACUAUGUUUGCCAGCACUACGUCGGCUGUGUGUGUCUUCAUCGGUGAAUGUUCGUGGAUGACGUCUUGGUGGGACUGCAACACUUCCAGUCUUUUUGAAUUUGUUGAUAAGUUUGGCGACAGUGUCGUGUGCGACGUGCUCGCCAUGUUUCCUGUUAAAGUCCAUCGCACCCUAGCGGCAGCUUCCCGAUCCAGCCGUGAGAGCCAUUUCAAUACGUUCUUCUCUUGUCAAAGGCAUUCUUAAACGCUAUCUGAAAAAAUAAAUAUAAUAUAAAUUAAGAGUGAAAAGUUUCGGGAGACCUUUUGCUAAAAGUAUGGAGACUUUUGGGACACCCUGUAAUACUGAAAAAAAAUAAAUAAAUCAAACUUCAAAAAAAAAAAAAUCAAAGGCAUGGUUGUUGCUUUAAACGUGCUUAAAGGUC